This is a messenger RNA of Poecilia latipinna (sailfin molly), 1101 nucleotides long. RefSeq names its product dispanin subfamily A member 2b-like. Gene Ontology annotation, cellular component: plasma membrane. Lineage: Eukaryota; Metazoa; Chordata; Actinopteri; Cyprinodontiformes; Poeciliidae. Bases 459 to 866 code for a protein of 135 amino acids. The transcript is spliced from 3 exons. The record is from RefSeq and is a predicted model, not a curated record.
UGUGGUGAUGAACUUAAUAGUCAUGAGAAAAUGAGCAGACAUCAAUUGUUCCCAUUGUGAAAUUAUACAGCACACCAGUGCAGGUUGCCAUCUUGGCUGCUCUGUCAUCCUCAUAUUUCCAGUUUUGUAGCUUAAGCAGCGUAAAACUUUUUAUUGAAUCUUCUUUAAAGAUCAACUUUAUAACUGGAUUCAAAGUUUUACUGCUUUCUGUCAAAGACGGAUUUCCUCUCUUCCAGAAAGGCCAGAUUUGUGGAGUGCUAAGCUCGCAGUUGUCAUGGCAACAGAUUCUCUCGACUCUAAACUUCUCCACGGCGUUAUUACAUCCCUGAGCUGUUAGUUCCUAUGGAUGGCCAUGACUUCUGAAUGGAAAUAGCUGUUCUGGGUUUUGUGAGGCAAACCAACGUGCCAGUUCUUCAGACUCUUCAGAUCGUCCUCCACCUGCUGCCGAGCUGAGGGCCAUGGAUCCUUGUUACACCACUGUAGCUUACACAUCUUACCCUGCUGAGACCUUCACACUGCAGGACAGGAGACAUGAAGUGUCCCCUGGACAGUCUGGAGGUCCCACAGUAGUUCAGCACACCGUAGUGAACGUCCCCACUGAGCCCACAAGAGAUUAUCUGGUCUGGUCGCUGUGGAACUUAAUCUAUGGAAAUAUUUUCUGUCUUGGAUUGGCGGCUCUCAUUUACUCUGUCAAGGCCAGAGACAGGAAGCUGGUUGGAGAUCUGGAUGGAGCCAAACGUCACGCCUCCACUGCUCGGGUUCUCAACAUUGUGGCGACCGUCCUGACAUCGUUAGCCGUCUUUCUCUCCAUUGUUGUGCCCAUUGCUAUGAUUGCAAACUCUAGAAGAUAUUACAGAUAUCACUAAAUAACUUUUGUGUGAUAUAAGGGGUUUUCAAACACCAUAUCUUUCUCUCCACUGCUGUGCUCAUGGCUAUGAUUGCAAAUGCUGCAAGAUAUUAAACAUAUCACUAAGUAAGAAGGGGUUUUCAAAAGCUGAGUGAAGAUGACACCAAAUCUACAUCGAUCUAUGUUCCUACCCUCAUCUAUGGUCAUGAGCUUUGGGUCAUGAUCGAAAGAACGAGGUCCCGGAUACAAGCGGC